This is a messenger RNA of Stomoxys calcitrans (stable fly), 2075 nucleotides long. RefSeq names its product glycerol-3-phosphate acyltransferase 3 (gene Gpat4). The record is from RefSeq and is a predicted model, not a curated record. The transcript is spliced from 7 exons. The coding region runs from base 165 to 1895 and encodes 576 amino acids. Gene Ontology annotation, biological process: triglyceride biosynthetic process. Gene Ontology annotation, cellular component: endoplasmic reticulum. NCBI's taxonomy places the organism in Eukaryota, Metazoa, Arthropoda, Insecta, Diptera, Muscidae. Gene Ontology annotation, molecular function: glycerol-3-phosphate O-acyltransferase activity.
UACCGACGUCGGUAACUUCACGCAGGAGCCUCGGAAGGUGAUGUUGAUGUUUUUCUUUUCCACAGACAUGCGAUUAUUUGCGACAAGAGCCAAUUGCUAACUCGGGGAUAGUUUAAAACUUGAAAAAUCUUGGUCUGUUGCAGUUGUGAGCCAACUCUCGGAAGAUGUUUGGUUUACUGGGUUCUCUCCAAGUGACUAUUCCGCAAUUGUUUGUUAACAUGUUCUGGAUAUCAACGUCUUUCUUUAUUGUAUUCCUGAUAAUACUCUCUGCCAUCAACAAGUCCGUUGGUUUCCGAAGGUCAUAUGUAAAUCUAUUGCUUAGGAUAUUUGAGUAUGGACGUGUCAGUAUAGAAACUGCUCACAAAGAGCGCCAUGGAACGAUUAAGGACACAGACAGAGGCGAGGAAACAAAAUCCAAAACAGAUAUUAAGCCCAUUAUACAAACAAAUGAUGUACAUAGCGCUGUAAAUGAACCUAAAGAAAAAUCCAGCUGUGACGUCGUUAGUAAGACGGUAAAAGCCGUCAAUGCCAACGGGAACACUCUCAUCAAUCGCGAUAAUGUUUUAUUGCCUACUCCAAAUGAGACUAAUUUCAACAAGGAAAAGUUAACUGAGACUAUAAAAGAUGAAAAUAUAAGUUUUCAUUUUGAGGAAUGUUUGGAUUACAUCAAGGCUGGUGUAGAAGCUAUUAUUGAAGAUGAAGUUACGUCCCGCUUUGAGGCCGAACAACUGAAAAGCUGGAAUUUAUUGACCCGAACAAACCGCCAAUAUGAAUUCAUCAAUUGGAAAAUAACCCUCAUAUGGGUUGUGGGGUUUGUCGUUCGCUACGUGAUUUUAAUGCCUCUACGAGUGCUAGUCUGCUUCCUGGGAGUGGUCUUUGCUGUUAUUUCGAACAGCAUUGUUGCUAUGAUCCCUUUCAGAAUGGUUCGGCACUUCCUUGCGGACAUUGCCUUUAAAGUCACAUUUCGCUUGAUUUGCUGUUCCUUGUCGGCAGUUAUAAAUUUCCAUAACCUUCAAUAUAAACCAAAAACCACUGGCUUCUGCGUGGCCAAUCACACUUCGCCCCUUGAUGUUGGCAUAAUGUCAACAGAUUGUACCUUUUCACUGGUGCAAUGGAUUACUCUGUGUACAGCGGUUUUGGGCUACAUGCCAGAGGGCGAACGCAAACGCCGUCUAGUGGAUACAGUUUUAAAGCACUGCUUCUCAGUCAUGUCCAGCGCCAUCUCUGCUGUUAUUAACUAUCACAAUGAAGAGAAUCGUCCCACCACGGGCAUAUGUGUUGCAAAUCACACCAGCCCCAUUGAUGUAUUGGUACUGAUGUGCGACAGCACUUACUCGUUGAUUGGUCAACGUCACGGUGGCUUCUUGGGUGUCCUCCAAAGGGCUUUGGCAAGAGCUUCCCCACAUAUAUGGUUUGAAAGAGGUGAAGCAAAAGAUCGACAUGCAGUAGCAGAGAGAUUGAGACAGCAUGUUUCGGAUCCAAACAAUCCUCCUAUACUUAUAUUCCCCGAGGGAACAUGUAUCAACAAUACUUCCGUAAUGCAGUUUAAGAAGGGCAGCUUUGAAGUUGGUGGCGUUAUAUAUCCCGUAGCUAUAAAGUAUGAUCCUCGUUUUGGCGACGCCUUUUGGAACAGUUCCAAAUAUUCCAUGAUGCAAUACCUGUAUAUGAUGAUGACGUCCUGGGCCAUUGUCUGCGACGUUUGGUAUUUGCCCCCAAUGUAUCGGCAGCAAGGCGAAUCGGCCAUUGAUUUUGCAAAUCGUGUGAAAAGCGUUAUAGCCAAGCAAGGCGGUCUAGUCGAUUUAGUCUGGGAUGGUCAACUGAAGCGCAUGAAACCCAAAAAAGAAUGGAAGGAAAUGCAGCAAGUGGAAUUUAUCAAACGUCUGAAGGGAGAUUAAUCCCUGCAAUCAUGUAUUCUUAGAAAUAUGGUUAGAUUAUGUUUCCAAAACACAACACAUAAACCAACCUACUAAAUAAUUGUAAUUUAUUACCACAUAAUACAUUAAUAUACAUACAAUUUUUCGAAGUAAACAUUAAAAUGGAACCAAAUAAAUUAAAAACUGAAUUUUUAAGUAAAA